GAACCCCAGGGAUAAGAGGCCACCUCCAGGCUCCUGCUCACUCCUCUCCCUCCUCUUCCUCAGCUGAUCCUGCUCUCUCAGCUCCAGUCCAGAGCCAUGGGACCGCUGUUGGUCCUGCUGGCUCUGAGCUGUGUGACUCUGGCCCAAGGGGAUCCAUUCUACAUUCUGCUCACUCCCAAUGUCAUGAGACUGGAAAGCGAGGAGCAACUGGUACUGGAGGCCCAUGGGGCUGCUGGCGACGUACCUGUUGAGGUCACCAUCCAUGAUUUCCCCCAAAAGAAGCAAGUCCUUUAUUCAGAGAAGAUCACCCUGAACAAUGCCAAUGAUUACCUGGGUACCAUCACUGUUAAGAUCCCAGCCCAGAACUUCCAGAAUAACAAGGACCACAAGUACGUCAGUAUCUUGGCCAAGUUUAACAAUGAAAAAAUAGAGAAAGUGGUGUUAGUGACUCUCCACAGCGGCUACCUAUUUAUCCAGACUGACAAAACUAUCUACACACCCGGCUCCACAGUUCUGUACCGUAUCUUUACUGUGGGCCACAAGCUUCAACCUCUGGCCAAAACUCUGACUGUCAGCAUCCAGACUCCUGAUGGCAUCAUCAUCAGGAAGGACCCAAAGUCCUCUCAGAACAAGAAUGGCAUACUGGGAAUGUCCUGGCUUAUUCCUGAGCUUGUCACCAUGGGCCAGUGGAAGAUCAUUGCUUAUUAUGAUGACUCCCCCCAUAAAACCUUCUCUGCUGAAUUUGAAGUGAAGGAGUAUGUGCUGCCAAGCUUUGAGGUAAAGCUGCACCCAGAGGAAAAAUUCUUCUAUAUCGACAACCAUGAUGGUCUGAAAGUCUCCAUCAUGGCCAGGUUCUUGUAUGGAAAGAUGGUGGAUGGCACUGCCUUUGCCAUCUUUGGAAUUCUGGAUGAAGGAAAUAAGCGUAGCAUUCCUGAAUCCCUCACGCGAGUUGUGAUUGAAGAUGGCAAUGGAGAAGUUACCCUCUCCCGGAAUGCUCUGCUGAAACAGUUCCCAGGCCAAAACCUGGUGGGAAAGUCCUUGUAUGUGGCGGUCACAGUUAUACUGCAGACUGGGAGUGAUAUGGUUGAGGCUGAAUACACUGGGAUCCCUAUCGUGAUAUCUCCUUACCAAAUCCACUUCACCAAGACUCCUAAGCACUUCAAGCCAGCUAUGCCUUUUGAUCUCACGGUUUUUGUGACUAAUCCAGAUGGAUCCCCAGCCCCUCAGAUUCCAGUGGUGGUCCCAGACUUUCAGGUCCAAUCUAUGACCCAAGAAGAUGGUCUGGCCAAGUUGAGAAUCAACACACCCAAUAACCGUGGUCCUUUGAACAUUCGAGUAAGGACAGAAAAGGAAGGCUUACCUGUGGAUCGCCAGGCAUCCCAGCAAAUGGUCGUUCAGCCCUAUCAAACCAUGGCAGGCUCCAACAACUACCUGCACCUGUCUGUACCCUCAGUGGAACUCAAGGUUGGCGACAGCCUGAACAUCAACUUCCACUUGCGAACAGAUGGGGCCGACGUGAACCAGCAAAUCAGUUACUUCACCUAUGUGAUCAUGAACAAGGGGAUGGUGAUGAAGGUUGGACGCCAGUUGCGGCAGGUGGGCCAGGAUGUGGUGGUGCUUACACUACCCCUGACGGCUGACUUCAUCCCCUCCUUUCGAGUGGUGGCAUAUUACCAGGUGACUCGGAAUGGCCAGAAGGAGCUGGUGGCUGACUCUAUAUGGGUAGAUGUCAAGGAUACUUGCAUGGGCAAGCUGGUGGUGAAAGGAGCAGGGAAUGUGGAGAAAACACACCUACCUGGGAAACAGACCACACUGAAGAUUGAGGGUGAUGCUGGAGCCCUGGUGGGGCUUGUGGCUGUGGACAAGGGAGUGUUUGUUUUGAACAAGAAGAAUAAACUGACCCAAAGCAAGAUCUGGGACACGGUGGAGAAGGGAGACAUUGGCUGUACUCCAGGUAGCGGACAGGACUAUGCUGGAGUGUUCACAGAUGCUGGGCUUGCCCUCAAGACCAACAAGCAACUUCAGACAGUCCAGCGGUCUGACCCCGAGUGCCCAAAGGUAGCCAAGAGGCGCCGCCGCUCCGUCCAGCUCAUGGAGAUAAGGAACGACAAAGCUGGCCAGUAUAAGGACAAACACUUGAGGACUUGCUGUGAGGAUGGCAUGCAUAUGAAUCCCAUGGGCUACUCAUGCGAAAGGAGGACCCAGUACAUUUUAGACAGUGAGGAAUGUGUCAAGGCCUUCCUGGACUGCUGUAACUACAUCACCAAGAUUCGUCAGGAGAAACAGAGGGUAAACACCCUCAACCUGUCCCGAAGUGAAUUAGAUGAGGAAAUUGUUCCAGAAGAAGAUAUCAUCUCUAGAAGCCAGUUCCCAGAGAGUUGGCUGUGGUCCUUGGAGCGACUGACAGAGAAACCAGAUAAGUAUGGAAUCUCAACCAAGUCCCUCACUGUGUUCCUCAAAGACUCCAUCACAACCUGGGAGAUCCUGGCUGUAAGCUUGUCAGACACCAAAGGCAUCUGUGUGGCUGACCCCUAUGAGAUCACUGUGAUGCAGGACUUCUUCAUCGACCUUCGCCUGCCCUACUCUGUGGUCCGCAACGAGCAAGUGGAGAUUCGAGCUGUGCUCUACAACUACAGAGAGUUUGAGACACUUAGGGUACGUGUGGAACUGCUCUACAACCCGGUCAUCUGCAGUGCUGCCACCUCCAAGAAGCGCUACCAACAGGUGGUGAACAUCCCACCCAAGUCUUCUUUAGCUGUGCCUUUCGUCAUCGUGCCCCUGAAAAUCGGCAACCAUGACAUUGAAGUCAAGGCUGCCGUCUACAACCACUUCAUUAGUGAUGGUGUCAAAAAGAAGCUGAAGGUCGUGCCGGAAGGGAUGAAAGUGACAAAGGCUGUGACCACUCGAACCCUGGACCCAUUGAAACUUGGCCACAAUGGUGAGCAGAGGGAAGACAUUCCUGCAGCAGACAUCAAGGACAUUGUUCCAGGCACAGAGUCAGAAACCAGAAUCCAAUUUCAAGGAACACCUGUGGCCCAGAUGGUGGAGGAUGCUAUCGAUAGUAGCAAGCUCAAUCAUCUGAUUGUGACACCGUCGGGCUGUGGUGAGCAGAACAUGAUCGGAAUGACUCCCACGGUCAUCGCCGUUCACUAUCUGGAUGCCACGGAUCAGUGGGAAAAGUUUGGAUUGGAAAAGCGGCUGGAAGCCUUAGAACUUAUCAAGAAGGGGUAUGCACAAGAGCUGGCCUUCAAGAAGCCAGACUUUUCCUAUGCUGCCUUUCUUGACCGACCAUCCAGCACAUGGCUGACAGCCUAUGUCGUGAAGGUGUUCUCCAUGGCCACCAACCUCAUCGCAAUUGAUGCACAGGUCCUCUGUGGUGCAGUCAAAUGGCUUAUCUUGGACAAGCAGAAACCUGAUGGAAUGUUCCAGGAGGAUGGCCCAGUGAUCCACCAGGAAAUGAUUGGUGGCUACAGGGGUGGGGAGGCUGAUGUUUCACUCACAGCUUUUGUGCUCAUCGCUCUGCAUGAAGCAAAAGACAUCUGUGCGGGCCAAGUCAAUAGCCUGGAAGGCAGCAUCAACAAAGCAGGCGACUUCCUGGCCAACAAAUACCAGGCCCUGAACCGGCCCUACACCGUGGCUAUGGCUGGCUAUGCCCUGAGCCUGCUGGAGAGACUUGAUGAACCCAAGGUGGACAAGUUCCUGAGUGCAGCCAAGGAUGGCAACAGUUGGCAGGAGAGAGGCCAGCAGCUCUACAAUGUGGAGGCCACAUCCUAUGCCCUCCUAACCCUACUGAAACUGAAAGACUUUGACACGGUCCCUGCUGUAGUUCGAUGGCUAAAUGAGCAGAGAUACUAUGGAGGUGGUUAUGGGUCUACCCAGGCUACCUUCAUGGUGUUCCAGGCUCUGGCCCAGUACCAGCAGGAUGUGCCAGAUCAUCAAGAACUCAAUCUGGAUAUAUCUGUCCAGCUGCCCAGUAGAAGCUCAGCCUUCAACUACCGCAUCAGUUACGACUCGGCCAGCUUGUUGCGAUCAACUGAGACCAAGAUAAAUGAAGACUUUACUGUGAAGGUCAAAGGAAAAGGACAAGGCACUCUGUCGGUUGUGACAGUGUAUAAUGCCAAGUUAAAAGAUAAUCCAUUGUGUAAGAAGUUUGACUUGAGGGUGUCCACUCGACCAGCCCCAGAAAAUGUCAUGAAGCCUCAGGAUGCCAAGGCCACCAUGUUCCUUGAUAUCUGCACUAGGUACCUAGGAGAAACUGAUGCUACUAUGUCAAUUCUGGAUAUCUCUAUGAUGACUGGCUUUUCCCCAGACACGGAAGAUCUCAAUUUACUGACCAAGGGCAAGGAUAGAUACAUUUCCAAAUAUGAGCUGGGCAAGGCUGUGUCUGACAAGAACACUCUUAUCAUCUACCUGGACAAGAUUUCCAACAAGGAAGAGGAGUGUUUGUCCUUCAAGAUCCACAAAUAUUUUGAAGUGGGACUCAUCCAGCCUGGGGCCGUCAAAGUCUACUCCUACUACAACUUGGAGGAAAGCUGUACCAAGUUCUACCACAUCACCAAAGAGGGUGGCUUGCUCAAUAAGAUCUGCCACAAAGAUGUGUGCCGAUGUGCCGAGGAGAACUGCUUCCUGCAUCGAGAGGAGGAGCAGCUGACGAGGCAGCAGAGAAUUGAGGAGGCCUGUGAGCCGGGAGUGGACUAUGUCUAUAAGGUCAGGGUGAACAAGAUCCAACAGUCUGACAGCUACGAUGAAUACCAGAUGCUCAUCAAAGAGGUCAUUAAGUCUGGCUCCGAUGAGAAUCCUCGAGACAAGCUUCGGACAUUCAUAAGCCAUGUGAAGUGUCGGGAGGCCCUGCUGCUAAGGGAGGGCAAGGAUUAUCUGAUCUGGGGCAUCUCCUCUGACCUAUGGAAGAUGAACUCAGAGCUUAAUUACAUCAUUGGCAAGGACACCUGGGUGGAGUUCUGGCCACAAGAAGAUGAAUGUCAGGAUGAAGAGAAUCAGAAACUGUGUCAGGAUCUGGAGGUCUUUUCUGAAGGCAUGAUCUCCUUUGGCUGCCCCAACUAACCUGGCCAUGACCCAACCCCACCUGUGGACCUGAAUGGCCACCCACCCCUGGCCUCAGCCAUCUCCUACCAUAUUUUUAAAUAAAGGCUCUUUCUCAAGGA
Molecule: messenger RNA, 5162 nt
Organism: Dromiciops gliroides (monito del monte)
Lineage: Eukaryota; Metazoa; Chordata; Mammalia; Microbiotheria; Microbiotheriidae
Gene: C3
Product: complement C3
Exons: 41
Coding region: 97-5061 (1654 amino acids)
Cellular component (GO): extracellular region
Molecular function (GO): endopeptidase inhibitor activity; protein binding
Source: RefSeq, a predicted model, not a curated record